Messenger RNA from Penicillium lagena, 576 nucleotides. RefSeq lists its product as uncharacterized. The record is from RefSeq and is a predicted model, not a curated record. The coding region runs from base 1 to 576 and encodes 191 amino acids. NCBI's taxonomy places the organism in Eukaryota, Fungi, Ascomycota, Eurotiomycetes, Eurotiales, Aspergillaceae. The transcript is spliced from 2 exons.
AUGUCGUCCGACAUUACUGGUUACGCCGUGCGCCGCAAUAAUACUUGCGGCGCCGGUGAGAAGUCCUGCGCCAACACUUGGGGCACCAUGCACUCCUGCUGCCCAGACGGUUCCUACUGCUAUGAUUCCAACACCGGCAUCGCCAACAUGAUCUGCUGCCCCAGCGGCCUCAACUGCACCGGUGUUCUGCAGAGCAACCCAUCCUGUGCGAAACCGAAUUGGGAUCUCUACAGUUAUGACGGCUUGUUUUGUUGCGAUCAGCAGGAGUUCGGAUUUUACGUCCAGAGUGCCGUCUGGGUCGGCUGCGCCAGUCAGACCUAUGCCGACACGAACGAUCAGUUGCUAAGCGUGAUCCAGACUGAAAAGAAGGCCCGAGACAAGGUGCUGACGGUAGCCUCUUUUAGGAACAUCAUCGACCGCUGCGACAUCAACGCCCGCUGCAACAUCGACAACGUCGUCAAUAACGUCGUCGACAACCACCUCCACAACGACCUCCGCGACGACCUCGGCAUCCGUCGCUAUCGGCCAGCCGUCCCACGCCAAAGCCACGGCCACCGGGAGUGUCGCCUCAGAUAA